UUCUCUAGCAACGGCGUAAUUACAAGAAUACUUUUAUCAUUUAAUGCAUUAGUAAUAGGCAUUUAAGAGUGAAACAACGAAUUGUCCAUUUUAAUCAAGUUCGAUACGAUAAACACAUUCCAAUAUGUCGGGUAGAAUGAAAGGCGUUCGUUCGCGAAGUUCUUCAAGGGCGUUCCAAAUCGAGGCUCAACGAAUACCUCAGUCGACACGACUUACCAUACAGAACUUUGUGAAUUUCGAGGAGUUAAAACAGAAGUAUAUAAGUGAGGCAGAACGGGUGCUAUUGGACGCCCUGAUCACCAUGCCGCAAGGAAGGAUCCAGUCAGCAACGAAAAAGAAAGGGAAACCCCACGUAAGACCGAGUUCGGCCGCUGCCAAUUUACAGUCCCAUCCGUCGUAUACAUCGGGACUCUUUGAUAAUGUCAGCAUCAGACCGGCUACAGCAGCGGCCGCGGGACGACGGGCCGAGCCGGCACCACUUGCUCAGCGGCCGGCGACACAGGCUGCCGGUGGCCGACGGCCAUGGAGGACAACGAAAGAGGCGACGGUUGUUGAACCAAAGGAUAUGCAUAAACAACCGCGUCGAUUAACGAUAGGCGCAGUUGAUGGAAUAGCUUCGGAUGCUAAGAAAAUAAACCGUCCAUCGCACGCUCUUGGAAAUCAAGGACAACUACUGAAAAGCAAGAUUGAAGAGCGUAUCAAUAUUGACACGUUGGAAGCCCUGAAGAAGACAUUCCAGGAGGCGGACACCAAUAGAAGUGGUCAGCUGGAACUUGACGAGUUCAAACAGCUCCUGAAAAGCAAGCUCUCUGUCUCGGCAAAUAGGGAGGCCCAAAUUGACUCCCUGUUCAUGAAGAUAGAUUGGGCCUCAGAGGGUGCCAUCACAUGGGAUGAGUUCUGCACGUACAUGCAGCUCGAGUACGCGGAGAAGGAGGACUCGUACAAGCGGGCAAAGGAUGUCGACUUCCACCUGCCCGCUAAGAUUGAGAAUAUUCCCCACCGAGACCCCGUACUGAGGAUAACAGACACCCCAGAUGGUAACUUCGUGGCUUGUAGUCAGGAUGGCAUGGUUUCCUUCUGGUCAUCAAAUAUAGAUCUGAAGAGGACCAGGUUUGUAGUGGACACAGAGCGGUCAUCAAGGGCCAAACCAAAGUGGAUCACAGACUUUGUUAUAAUGCCACAGUAUAACAAAUUCAUUGUUGGAACUGGGGACCGAGAAAUCCAGUUUUUUGAGCUGUCAUCAUUCGAGCCAUAUUGUCAGAUCAGUGGACUAGAAACUGUGCCUUUAAAAUUAGAUUACUGUUCCACGGGUCACGAUGAGUGCCUGAUCCUGUUUGGGGACAGUCAAGGGGCCAUCAACAUUCUAGUCAUCACAUCUGCGGGCGAGUGUCUAAGGACUUGGAAGAAGGCAACCAAGAUUGAUGACUUCAUUGCAAGCAUAUCCCUGAAUGACGCUGUUGGGGCCAAUGUAAACUUCAUACGCUGGGAUGUACAUAAGGACUGGGUACAACAGUUGAAGUACUACCAUGAGAUAGGUCAGAUUAUAUCUUGCUCAAAUCACGAUAACACAGCUCUUGUCAUUGGCUGUACCACUGGAAGCACCCACGUGGAGUCCCAACUAAAGGAAGUGAAGGAAAGCCUCCAGAAAGAGAACAAGGACCCGAUGGACCGUGGCAAGGUCAACAAGUACACGUACGGACUUGUGCGACCGAGGCUCGAGUCAGACCAGUCCGUGUUCAAGGUGUACAAGGGCGUCAAGUGCUUUGACUUCUCCAAGGAGAAGAACGUCAUCGUCACCGGCGGAAUGGAUCGCAUCGUUCGACUCUGGAAUCCAUAUGUGUCUGGCAAGCCAACAGCCAUGUUACGAGGCCACAGCGCGCCUAUUUUCUUCCUGUUCAUUGCGGAGGAAGAGAACAGAAUAUUCAGCAUUUCCACAGACAAAUGUAUAAAGGUUUGGGACAUACAGGAUCAUCUGUGUCUGCUGACAAUUCGACCCAAGAGUCACAAGAUCAGGGGAGACCUGCAGGCCGUUCACUACUCCAACAUCUCCAAGACUGUUGCCGUAGCAACCGACCAGAUGGCCGCUCUCAACUUAAGACUCAAGCCCGUCCUCCAUGCGGACAUUGUGAUCAGCCACAAGGAGCCAGUGACUGCCUGCUCCUACAACCCUAGCUUCAAGCAGGUCAUCACAUGCUCUGAGAGCUCAGUUAUCAAGAUCUGGGACUUUGAAAGUGGUACCCCAAUAUUUGAGUAUGGAGACGCACAUGGCGACGCUGCAAUUACAUGUAUGACCUUCGAUAAGUGUGGCCGCCGAUUGAUCACAGGAGGACGUGACGGCCUUAUUCGAAUAUGGAAUUACAACAACGGACAUUGCCUGAAGAUAUUACAGAGAGAGGAUGACAAUGAGGAGAUAUGUGACCUGACAUACGUGGAGAUGAACCGCAACAAGUACAUCGUGGGUGUCGGCUGGGACCGCCGUAUCAAUAUCUACAGCGAUGACAUCACAGACAACACUAUCCAUCAUGUGCAGCAUCCCCUGCCAAAGUGGCACGACGACUUGAUCCGAGGUCACACUGAGGACAUCUUGUCUGUGGCGCAGUGUCCACCCAACAUGCUGGCCACAGCGAGCUAUGACGGUCAGAUCAUUGUCUGGAACAUGGUCAGUGGGCACAUCUUCGCCAACCUCAAGGCUCCCAAACCCUCCGAGUAUGAGGACCAGUCAUUGGAUGGCGACCUAAGUAUCAACAAGCUGGUGUUCCUGGCCACUCGGGCGCAUAACAAGGACUCGGGCUCCCUGGUAGCCAGCGGGCCCCGAGCUCACAUACACUUCUGGAACGUCUUCCAGGGAGGAAAACUACUGGCUCAGUUCCCAGGGUCAAAUUCGAAGGGUGUUAUGGUGAGUGUUCUAGAAGUGAACGAGAAAAACACCAUCCUCUUCUCUGGUGACAGUCUGGGCUUUGUGUACCUGUGGGACAUCGAGGGAUAUGCUGCCUAUGGGAUUGAGAAGGACCCACCAGAGGUGAUUGUGACGUGGAGGGGUCAUGUGAAAAGUGUGACGGCAAUCUCUCUCGUGGAGGCACACAAGCUUCUCAUCACUUCUUCUGUUGAUUGCACCGUCCGCAUGUGGAAUAUGGAGGGGCACUAUGUCGGCACAUUUGGUCAGCCUGACCCCUGGGACAUCUACAACAUGGGCACGUGGCAGCAUCCUAUGGUACCCUACGACGUUCUCAUAGACCCCAUGAGUCUGCCCGAUCACCCCGUGGUCUCUGAGAAACAGAACAUGCAUCAGAUCAUACACGAGGACUCCGCAAGAAACUCCACUUCUGAAAAGGCACGCACCCCCACUCCCCCAGUGGUAUACACCAAGCAGCAGUUCCACAUUGAUGAUGAUACCAUCGCUUCCCUUAUAAGGGAAAAGACCUUCAAACAAGGCUCAGGCAAAAGGCAACGUCAUGAGAAGCUGCGCCCAGUACGAGUGGACCGAGGGGGACCCAGUGAGUUUCAGAUGUUACGGACGCUUGACCUAGAAGAGACGCCUCAACCAAAAAUGCCGACCCUGAAACUGGACAAGAACGACCCCUUCAACUUCAAAUUGAUAGACCUCCCCGAUACGUCUGCGGUGUGCGAGCCAGGCUGGGUGGAGUACAACAGCAAAUGCAUCUACAUUUCGUCGGAAGGCUACAACAGGCAUGAUGCGGAUGACUUUUGCUCGAGACGAAAUGCAACUAUUUGGAUUCCUACAAACGAUCAGGAACAGAGCUGGUUGGUCAAGGUGCUAUUGGAAGGGAGAAGUAUGCAGUAUUUCAUCGGUUUGCGAUUGGUUAGCAAUCGAUGGACGUGGGAUGAUGGUCACCCAUAUAGCAUAUCAAAUGUACAUUGGUAUCAAAACCAAGAGGGCCCUAUCAACGCGAAUCGUGACUGUGCUGCCAUGUUUUCCUACAUGCCUUAUGCCGGGCAGAUACAGAGCCAACCCUGUAAUAGUGGGCAGGGCAUCAUCUGUCAACGACCAAACAAUAUGUUGGAUCUGUGUGACAUAGAUGAUGGAUGGAUUUUUGCUGGUGGUCGGUGCCUUAAGGUGUUUGACACACCCCGCUCCUGGUUUGAUGCGCGUCGGGAAUGUCAGAGAAAUCAAGGGGACCUUACUAUGUUCAAGGACAACAAUGAGUUACGAAAUCUGGACACUGUUCUCAACUGCCGCACAGUUGAAAACACGUACUGGAUCGGGCUAUCAGACACAGUUCAGCCUGGCAUAUGGAAGUGGAUCAACAAUGACACAACAAACAGAUUUUCUAGAUGGUCUUCAUAUGGAUAUCAGAUCCUGGUGAAUGGGUCAACGUGCGCUGCAGCCGCCUCUGUGGAGUACUGGUCGUGGAGACACUACACGUGUGACACACUCCACAAGUUCGUCUGCAACAGGUCUUUAGGGGUGUGCCCCACAGGCUGGCUGCAGAAUAAAGACCGCUGCUACGAGACGAAUGUUGUCAGCGGUUACUGGCAGACAUGGUUCAGCGCACAGCAACACUGCCAGUCCACCGGAACAUCGCUCCUCAUCAUAGACAGUGCAGAUGAACAGCAGUUUAUCAGUAACACCUUGCAGACAUUGAAAGUUGACCGACUCUGGUUGGGAUUUUCAGAUAUGAAUGCAUCUGAUGUACUUCUCUGGGUGGAUGGUAAUGCUGUCCAGAACAGCAGUCGCUACCAGAACUUCGACACAAACUUCCCACUUUUAAUCAACACUAGAUUUGACUGCGGUCUCAUUAUCAGAGGACAGAACUCUCGGUGGUCCAAUGCCUACUGCUUUAACCACAAUGCUUUCUUCUGCGAGAUGAAAAUCACAGGAACACCAAUAACAACCACACAAACUAGUUCGCUGUUUGAAUGUGACCAGGACUGGCGACUGUUUGGUCAGAGCUGCUACUACUUUGGUCCCGUCAGGAACCAGUCUCUGAAGAGCUGGGCUGAGGCGUCUGACUACUGUCAGGCUGCAGGCGACGGCCUCGUCAUCAUCGGAGACCCAUUUGAGAUGUCCUUUGUAACAGAUAUGCAGUCAAGUAUCCUGACUGCAUGGAUUGGACUCAAAUACAACAAGGUUACACACAACCUCACCUGGGUGGAUGGCACGAUUCCUGGACAACACUGGCGCAACGAGACAAACUUCUACCCUGGAGAGCCAGACGACAUAGAUGAAGGCCAGGAAUGCAUACAGAUCAUAGGGGGCCGGCAGGACUUCUCGGGGGCCUGGGACGAUGGCAACUGUUCUAUGGAGCAGGGCUUCAUCUGUGAGAAGGGUGCAAAACUGAAGACCUACAUUGGGCCACCAACAGAUCCUGCUAUUCCAGGCAAUGUGUUGUCCCCGCAGUGUGGUACCGGUUGGUCAUACAGUUCCAGCGACAACAACUGUUACCAGGUGGUUCUGAACAGACCCAAGACAUGGUCGGCUGCACGCGCUGACUGCAUACAGCAGGGUGGAGACCUGCUGAGCGUUCCGGGACGCCUGGAACAGAACUUUGUUCAAGCCAUGCUGAGUUCUGGGUACUAUGCCCACAUACAGCUGAACUUCUGGAUAGGGGCCACCGACCAGGGCCAGGAAGGGGGAUGGAGGUGGACUGAUGGCUCUCCUUUCAGGUUUUUAAACUGGUACCCAGGUGAGCCAAACAAUCAGGUUCUUGGUUCCCGUCCUGAGGAUUGUGCAGAGAUGGUACCCAGUUGGAUCUACCAGUGGAAUGACAAGAAAUGUAACAUCGAGCAACUCUACAUUUGCAAAAAGCAAGCCACUGCUGUUGCAUCAACAACCAUAAACCCACCUCAAUCUGCUAAUGGUCCAUGUGUGGGUGAGGCGAUGAUCUCGGGAAACUACAGUGUGUUGGACACGACCAUAUUCCACGCCUCCAGCAGCCGUGACCCCCAGCACCUGCCUGUAUUCUCUCGUCUGCUGGCCAAUAGUGCAUCGGGCGCCUGGUCAAGCAAGGUUGCAGAUGAGAACCAGUUUAUAGAGAUUCAUUUCUACAGUACAGUGGUUGUGAAGGGCAUAGUGACAGCAGGGAGAACAGACAGUGAUGAGUGGAUCACCAAGUACAGCCUACUGUACCAAGAAAGCUAUUACGCCAAAUUUUUCACCUAUCAGGAUAUACCUGGGAUUGAUACGGUGUUCACAGGCAACAAUGACUCAAUGACUCCCGUUACAAACUCGCUGAUGUUUCCAUUCGAAGCCCAGGUAGUGAGACUGGUACCGAUGCAAUGGCACAACGGCAUCUCCCUACGCUGGGAGAUCAUUGGGUGUAGAUCAGAGAAAUGUAAACAAGACUAUGCCAUCAGUGGCCCACUGGUCGUUGACGACAGCAAGCUGAAGGCCUCUAGUGUCCUGGACGUUGGCCAUGAUGCUGCCUCCUCCAGAAUACGCCCCAUCCUCCCAUCUAUCAACCCUUCCUGCUGGAAACCACAGUCUGAUUCCACCAGUGAAUACUUAAAUGCUGACCUUGGAAACAUUAUGUUGAUAAUUGGCAUUACAAUACGAGGCAACCCAAUUGCACAAGAAUGGGUCUCCAGCUUUAAAUUCCGCUUUGGCUUGGCGGCAGACAGUUUACAGUAUUACAACGAGCCUUACGGACUUGUGAAAGUGAUACCGGGUAAUGUGGACAAUGUUUCACCAUUCACGUACUACUUCAAGUCUCAUUUCAAGGCCCAGUUCAUCCAGAUAGAGCCAAUCUCUUGGAAUAUUCAUAUUGCCAUUGCCUUUGAUAUCAUGGUUUGUCAGACAGGUUGCACCAGCCAACCACUGAUCAGUGGCUCAAUCCACAUACCUGAUGACCAGCUGAACGCAUCAUCUGUGUUGGACCCUCAGCAUUCAGUGUUCCGGGCCCGGCUCAACCUGCCUGCAAACGGGGCGUACGCGGGGGCUUGGAUUCCCCUGUUUAGCGACACGCAUCAAUACAUGCAGGCGGAUCUCGGGUACCCGAUCCAACUGACUGCUAUAUCCACCCAGGGGUCAUUUGACACCCAGGACUGGGUUACCUCCUACCAGCUCAGCUACUCUGGGGACGGAAACACAUGGAACUCAUACUAUGAACUUGGCAACACACCCAAGAUGUUUGAAGGAAACCUGGAAAACAGGAUGGCAAGGAAGCACUACAUGCUGAUACCGUUUAUUGCCCGCUUUGUACGUCUUUGGCCCCAGUCCUGGCAUAACCGGAUAGCCCUCAGAUGGGAGCUCUAUGGAUGUCCAGGCUCAGAUUCCGGGGUGCAGGUGGGUUGUUUUGCGGACGACUCUCGCAACCGUGACCUGCCCUUCGAGCCCUACACGGACCCCAAUGUAGGCAUGUGGCCCCCAAUGUGUGUGGACCACUGCUUCCGCAAUGGCUACUACUAUGCUGGGCUCCAGGACCAGUACAACUGUUUCUGUGGCAACACAUUUGGACGUUAUGGGGCUGCCUCAAACUGUUCCCUGCCAUGCUUUCCACUGAAAAACUUCCAAUGUGGUGGACCUUCAAACAACAUCAUUUAUACUACUGGCUUGUCGCCCCUCAGUAAAGUGUGCCCAUCCUACUGGAAGGGCUUCCAGGAUCAGUGCUACAUCCUGAUGCUGGACAGGAAGGGGUGGUUGAACGCCAGGGCAGACUGCAAGAUCGAGGGCGGGGACCUGGCUUCCCCUAACAACAAGGGCCAGCAGGCCUUCAUUUACAGCUUGCUGCAGAACUCCAAUGGAGAGGACGCAUGGAUUGGUUUCAAUGACAUGCUGGAUGAGAGCCUGUUCAACUGGGCAGACGGAAGCCAGGUGGAGUACACACAGUGGGCGGUUGGGCAGCCUAACCACAUCCUCAAUGACAACCAGGACUGUGUGCUCAUGCAGGCUAAUGGCAGUAGUUGGCUGACGGAGAGCUGUGACAACACACACAUGUAUGUCUGCCAGAUGGACAAGCGGUCCUCCGACGUGGUGUCCCCGCCACGGCUAGACCCCGGUUGCCCACCGGGCUGGGUCGGAUACCGCUGGGCGUGCUACAUGGUUGCCGACGCCAUCAGGACCUGGCAGCAGAGCAAGAUCAACUGCUACACUCUGAGUGGGGUCCUGCUCAGGAUUGACGACAGCUACGAGCAGGCGUUUAUCUCCAGUCUUCUCAGCAACCGGGAGCGUAGCUACUGGAUGGACGUCUCUGAUGUCAACCAGCCCGGCACCUAUCAGCACACAGUGGGCCAGCCAUAUGUCACCUUCACUAACUGGGCACCAAACUUACCUGACAAGACCUCUCAGUGUGUGGCCCUGGGUAGCGGCAAUGUGUCAGGUCUGUGGUUCAACAGACAGUGUGACAAUCAGUAUGGUGUGAUCUGCAAGAAGUUGCGGUCAGGCUACACACCACCUACAAUGCCUCCUGCUACCACCCAGCUGCCUGCAUGUGCACAGGGGCUUGUACAGACGGACAACUACUGCUACCAGAUCAAUGUUCAGAGUGGAGACAGCAAGAAGAGCUGGCAGGAGGCUUUGGACGACUGUGUGCUCAAGGGAGGUAAUCUAGCCUCGUUCCAUACCGCCCAGGAUGUGGACACUGUCUGGAGGCAGGGGCUCAUAGGACAGACAACAGAUUUUUGGAUUGGACUAAAUGACAGAGGAGUAGAAAAUGGUUACGUAUGGAGUGACCAGUCACCAGUACAGGUGACCAAUUGGAAGCAAGGAGAGCCAAACAACUACGACAACAAUGAGGAUUGUGUGGCCAUGAAUGCCCUUACCUCUCAGUGGAAUGAUGCCGCAUGCUAUUCAUUCUACAACUGGAUCUGCAUGGUGAAGAGGGGACAAAGUAGCCUUACUUUACCAACAACGCCCCCUCUUCCAGUCACGGGUCCAAGUUUAAUAUGUGGUACACGUACAAACUGGGUGAACUAUGGCUUCUUCUGCUACUAUGCCAACAAUGGCAAUGGUGACCAAGGAAAGACUUGGCGUACUGCCAGGAAGUAUUGCCAGGACAACGGUGGAGAUUUGGUGUCAAUCACGUCUGCUGCAGAACAAGACUUUAUUAUGAGAACUUUGAUGAAAGGCUUCUCAGGUUAUGCAGUUUGGAUUGGCUACAAUGCCUUGGACCAUGACACAGGCUACAGGUGGUCAGAUGGAUCCCCGACUCAAUUCCUCAACUGGAAUAUAAAUGAGCCCAACGAUUUUGGUGGUGCAGAGGAUUGUGUGGACAUGUUGAUUAGAAAUGGAAAAUGGAACGAUGACAACUGUGGUAAGAGUGCUGGGUAUGUGUGCAAGGUGAAGGUCGGUGUAACCCCAACACCUCCAGGCCUGUCCACUCCUGCCCCAGGGUUUUGUCCUGCAGGAUUCAGCCAACUGCAGAACCGUUGCUACAGGAUAUUCACACAGGGCGCCAACUGGACUACUGCUGCUAGCACCUGCCAGUCAUUUGGGUCACACUACAAACUGGCUAGCAUUAGAAACGAAAUGGAAAAUGCUUUCAUUGUGACAAUUAUGGCCAACAUGCAGGUGUACCCUUGGAUUGGUCUGAGGAAGAACGAUGUGAACCAGUUCUACUGGGAGAACAAUGAUGAUGUCACAUACACCAACUUUGGCUAUGGUGAACCCAAUGGAGACCAGAGAGAACGCUGUGUUCAGAUUAUGAGUUACCAGUCCAAGGUGGGUCAGUGGAAUGACUAUGAGUGUGCACAGGUGCUACCCUACAUCUGUAUGGUAGACAAAGAUUCCACCCUUCCUACAGCAGAACCCAUACCCAGUGUAUGUGAUAUUCAACAGGGGCAGGAGCAGUUCCAGACAAGCUGCUACUUCUACGUCUCCACCCCGGGCAACUGGACCGAUGCUGACCAGGGAUGCAUGACGCAGGGUGGAUUUCUGUCAUCAGUGAAUUCAGAGUAUGAACAGGCAUACGUUUUCUUGCAGUUGAAACUGCGUUCAGCAAGCAGCUUGUGGAUUGGAUUGAAUGAUAGACAGCUGUCUGGGACGUAUACCUGGAGUGACCAGUGGCCAGUUGUUUACAGUAACUGGGACGUGGGUCAGCCAGCCGGAGGUCAGGGCUGUGUGAUGGUUAACUCCACGGGCAAGUGGAAUGACGUAGCCUGCAGCAACAAGUUCCCAUAUAUCUGCAAAAUAUCUCGGGUUUACCCAACAUUGACCCCUCCACCACCAAAUGCCAGGUGUGACCUGAACUGGUAUGGCCGUAAUGGGAAUUGCUACUAUCUGGGUCUUGCACAACCCAGGACUGCCUUAGAUGCAGAGUUCUACUGUCAGUCCAGGCAGGCCCACCUGGUCUCAGUGGAAACAAAGGAGGAGAAUGACUACCUACAGACGACCAUUUCUCAGCUGGCCAUACAGGGACAGAGCUUCUGGACUGGUCUCCACAAAUCAUUGGACUCUGGUUUCCAGUGGGUCUCUAGUUCCCCAGUGUCUUUCACAAACUGGCGCCAGGGGGAACCAUCCAUGCAUGGGUGGGGAGGUAAUCUUGAGAACUGUAUGGAGGUCUUCUUGUCUGACGGCAAGUGGAAUGAUGAAGACUGCAAUACUCAGCGACCAUUUGUGUGCGAGAAAAAUAUGGCUGCUGAUGCCAGCAUGCAGUCCAUAGGGACAGGUGGGGCUCCAAUGAGUAUCCCCACCCCAAAGCCCUUCACCCGCCCAUCCAUCCUGCCCCCUCAGUUUGAACCCACCCUGUCAACCACAAUAAUCACACCACAGCCACUCGUCACUGUAACCCCAACCUCUCAGGUCAUCACACCACGGUCAUUGGUGACCGUAGUCGGGCAAAAUACCCUGCCACAAACACCUGCAAUUGGCCAACAGACAAGCGUCACUACUGGGCUGGGACAGUCAACUGUGCUUAAAGCAAAUCCUACGCAGUCUUCUUCUUCUAUUGGAUCAUCAAGUGGACCAUCCAUAUCCUUUAGUGGAGCAACUCUGGCAAACAGGAUUGGAGACCCUGCUCCCCAGACACAGCCCAGUAUGUCAGGCGGCAGUAUAGCAGGUGUUGUAUUAGGGGUGGUGGGUGUGAUCCUGCUAGCAGGGCUGGUAUUCCUGUACUGGAGGCGAAACAGGGUCCCUGGGUCAUCUGGAGGUGGACUGUCAGGGUUUAUGAACAAGCUGUACGAUCAUGACAAGCAUAACCACGAAAUGGAGACCAGAAACUCCUUUGACAAUCCAGAGUCACAUGGUUGAAAUGAUCAAUAACUAUAUAUAUGGACUAAAUGUAUUCUAAAUUCGUUUUCAGUGCUAUUGUAUUUACCUAUGUGAGUAUAAUAACCAACAAAAACUGACCCGUGGUGCUUUUUGAGUGUUAUGUUUUUUGCUUGCUAUGGUUAUUUUGUCCAAAUUUUAAAUAGGAUGAUGUAUAGUUAUUUGUUACAUGUUACCAUGCAGUGCAAUAGUAUUAUAUUUUCAUAUGUGUAUGUAAGUUAAAUCAGCAAUAAUUGUCCACUGUUGCUUUUAUUAAAUGUUAUUGAUGUUUGUUAAUAUAUUCAUAUUAAAAACAAAAUUGGACUAUAUGCAUUUGUUACUGAUUACCACGAAAACCAUACCAUUUUAAAAAUAAUGAUUUUAUUGAAUUUGUAUUAAUCUUGCUAUAAGGCAGUGUUAAACGUAUAAAUAUCCGGUUUUUUCAUACAGGAAUGUUUGCAAAAUUAUGUCAAAUAUUUGGUUGCUACUUGAUUUGUAAAUAUUGUUUUUAAUAGGGAACAGGGAAUUUAUAAAGGGGUAUUUAAUUUUGUUUUGCGCAAUUUACAUGCAAUACUCAUAGAUAAUAGUAAUUAUAGUAUUAUAUUGACAGUGAUUAAUGGCACCUCAGAUGUAAAUACUAUUGUAGACAACUGUACAUUAUUCAACCUUUGUAACAGAACAUUAAUAAAAGCUGUUUGAUGUGAUGUGAAACAGUUUUGAAACUGUCAUUUGAAAUGUUUAUAAAGGCUCCAAAGAAGCGGGCAAGUAUAACUGAACACAUAUUUGCCCAUUAUUUUCUCUCAUCAGUAGAGCACAUUAGGUCUAGAAUCUUAACACUAAAAUGAACUACUAAAGACGCCUUAUUGUUUUGGUUCAAGUUCAAAGCCCGUCUGAUUGAAAUGCUACCAAAUAAUGCUCACAAUUUUAUUGUUCAUGCGAUCAUAAUGAAACCAUUAUACAUAGUUACUUAAAACUUGGAUGUGGAUUUGAUAGUUGGUCAUGGAUGUACCGGGAAGGUUUGUCAUGUACUUUAGUACGAAGGUCAUGACCAAAGAAAUGCCCGCUAUUGAUUUAUCUGAAGAAUUAUCAUUUGCUUUAUCAAAUUGUAGGCUAGAAGCGUAUUUGUAGAUUAAUUGUCGAAAUAAAUGUUACCAUUG
Molecule: messenger RNA, 12297 nt
Organism: Dreissena polymorpha
Lineage: Eukaryota; Metazoa; Mollusca; Bivalvia; Myida; Dreissenidae
Exons: 75
Coding region: 125-11143 (3672 amino acids)
Molecular function (GO): signaling receptor activity; calcium ion binding; protein binding
Source: RefSeq, a predicted model, not a curated record